Ornithodoros turicata is the source of this 2985-nucleotide messenger RNA. RefSeq names its product beta-mannosidase-like. Lineage: Eukaryota; Metazoa; Arthropoda; Arachnida; Ixodida; Argasidae. The record is from RefSeq and is a predicted model, not a curated record. The transcript is spliced from 18 exons. Gene Ontology annotation, molecular function: beta-mannosidase activity. Gene Ontology annotation, biological process: glycoprotein catabolic process; carbohydrate metabolic process. Bases 175 to 2913 code for a protein of 912 amino acids.
GAAAGCGAAUUCCCCAAGAACAGACGGUCCCAAGGACGUCCUCACAUUGUCAUCGUGUCCUCCUCCUUCGAUGUGUAUUCCCAGAAUGUCUUGAGGAUGACACUCGCGGAUUGUUCGUGAAGAGUCAUUCAGGUACAUCCUGUGCCAGUCCCGUGGUCAGAGGUCACCAGAAUAAUGCCCCUGAAGUUUGUUUGCGUUAUGGUGUCUGUUCUCUACGCUCUCAAUAUUGGGCGUGCGCUGGAAUUGUCCUUGGAUGGAACGUGGACAGCGCACAACAGCGGGAACUACCGUCUCAAUAUAUCAUCCCAAGUUCCUGGUGGCAUAUACACGGACCUCCAUCGGAAUCACGUCAUAGGAGAACCCUACUAUGCCUACAACGACAUUAUGCUCCGUUGGGUCGGCCACGAGAACUGGACCUUCUCUAGAGAAUUUGACGUUCCCGCGGAAAUGCUGCAGAAAUCCAAAGUGGUCCUAGUAGCCCAUGGCAUCGACACAGCUUGUAACGUCCCCGUCAACAACCACUUUUUGGGAAGCACAGUCAAUAUGUUUGUUCGAUACGUGUUCCAACUCAAAGGCAAAAUCGGGGAAACUGGGAAUCAGAUUCAAGUAGCCUGCGAGUCGCCCGUUGCUUACGCCUUGCGCCAGUACGAAUUACAGGCGAAGGAAUAUCCGGUCUACCCAAUAUGUCCACCCAGCCUUCAGAAUGGAAAUUGCCACAUCAACCACAUGAGGAAAAUGCAAUGUGCUUUCAGUUGGGAUUGGGGACCAUCCUUUCCCUCCCAAGGAAUUUGGAAACACAUUGCAGUUGAAGCCUACAGUGGUGCCAUCAUUCGUGACGUCUCCGUUGUAACGAUACCGCUGUCAAAACACACGUCGCAGUGGAUUCUUAAUGUGACAGUUUUUGUGGAGACAACGACCACCGAGCGAAUGACGCCGUUUUCCACAUCUGUACGAGUGCUACUGAACGAAAAAGCCUUAGGAAGCAGCGCCGUGACCAUUCAACCAGAUGAACACGGGGCAGCGUCCGUACACCUUUCUUACACAGUGCCUCAAAGUAUGAAUAUAAAAAGAUGGUGGCCGAACGGAUAUGGAGAACAGAAUCUGUAUACCCUAAAGGUCACCGUAGCAUCGAGUGGAGAAGAAUCCACAAAAGUGGUCAAAAUAGGCUUCCGAACUAUCGAGCUCAUGCAGACUCCAGUCAAUAAUGGCGCCGGUGGCCUUGAGUUCUACUUCAAAAUAAACAACGUUCCAAUCUACGCGAAAGGAAGCAACUGGAUUCCUGCCGACAUAUUGCCCGAGCGUGUAACUAAAGAAUAUCUGACGUAUCUAUUGCAGUCUGCUAAGUUUGCUAACAUGAACAUGCUCCGUGUUUGGGGAGGCGGAAUUUAUGAGUCGGACUUCUUCUACCAAACUGCGGACGAACUUGGGAUCCUAAUAUGGCAGGACUUCAUGUUUGCAGUGGCUCUAUAUCCAACCAACUCCGACUUCCUGGAGACCGUCAAAACGGAAGUUCGGCAACAGGUGCGAAGGUUGCAGCACCACCCAUCAGUGUGCGUCUGGGCUGGAAACAACGAAAACGAACAAGCUAUUGCAAGUCAUUGGUGGCCGAUUUUGCCCCCGCACGAAAGAGACUACAUAACUUUGUACAUCGAGACAAUUAUGCCUAUUGUCUUGGAGGAAGAUCGAACACGUCCCUUCGUCUCUUCGAGCCCAUCAAAUGGAAAGCAGACCGAGAAAGAGAAUUGGAUUGCGACAGACCCUAAUAGCGUCAAAUACGGAGAUGUUCACUACUACAACUACGGUUCCAACCCGUGGAAUUCAAACACAUACCCCAAAGCCCGCUUCGUCUCUGAAUACGGAAUCCAGUCUUUCCCAUCACGGGAUACCUUUCUUACGGCGGCACCAGAAUCCUUCCUCGAGUACCCUUUCAAGAUGUUCAUGGGCUUCCGCCAGCAUCAUACAAUCGGCACUGAAAACAAUAUGGGUUUCAUCAGUCAGGAAUUUAAUUUGCCAUUGACGGGGGACACAGCAAAAGACUUUGACAUGGUAGUGUAUUUGUCCCAGAUCGUGCAAGCACAAGGCAUCAAAACCGGAGUGGAGUACUUCCGACAUCUACGCAGUAUCUUACACGAUGAUGAAGGCCACAAUAUGGGUGUGUUGUACUGGCAACUCAACUCAAUUUGGCAAGCGCCCUCAUGGUCUUCUAUUGAAUACGGAGGCAGAUGGAAGAUGCUCCAUUAUUUCGCUCGCCGGUUCUUCAGUCCGCUCAUUGUGGUACCGUUUCUCAACGACUACCUCUCCUCGACCGGGGAACUUCAUGCUUACGUCGUUAAUGACCUUCAAGAAGAUUUUCCAAAUGCUGUGCUUCAUAUUGAUUUAUACUCAUGGGGAAACUUUGCUCCCGUUCAUCGAUUCAGCGUUGUUUUGGACGUGCGUCGGGAAGGCUCUGUACAAGCGUACGUUUCGAGGUUAGGUGACUUUAUGAACAUGACAUCCUGUACCUCUGCUACAUGCUUCCUUUGGUUUACACUCACUGACAAAAUGGGACGACCUCUGGGACCUGCAAAUUAUCUUCUACCUGAGACCCCCAAGAAUAUCAAGGGACUCAGGAACGCCACCCUUACGAUAACCAACGUAAGUGGCCCGUUCGCCGGGCAUAACUUAAUGAAAGACUUCACCGUAACUGUAGCCACUAAUUAUAUUGCGUUGUUUGUGUGGCUGAAUGCGCGCAAUAUCAGUGGCUACUUCUCAGACAACGGAUUCGUGAUGUUGGAACCAACGAUGGACCUGCACUUCUUUACAAAAGAAGCUAUCACGCCGGAGUACCUCAGGUCUGCGAUAACAGCAGUUUCCCUUCCUGACACUGCCACAGCCAGCACAGGGACAGCGCGGGAAGCAGUUGUACUGUCAUAGGGUUCUGUGGAAAUUGUGCUGUUUUGGCGUCGUCGGAUUGAAUAAAUCGAAUAAAUACAAUUUUAACACAUA